Molecule: messenger RNA, 1429 nt
Organism: Siniperca chuatsi (mandarin fish)
Lineage: Eukaryota; Metazoa; Chordata; Actinopteri; Centrarchiformes; Sinipercidae
Gene: nfkbiaa
Product: nuclear factor of kappa light polypeptide gene enhancer in B-cells inhibitor, alpha a
Exons: 6
Coding region: 102-1028 (308 amino acids)
Molecular function (GO): protein binding
Source: RefSeq, a predicted model, not a curated record
GCCGAGCGCACAAAACCCAGUGCGCCUCCCUCAGCUGCACCACUCUGCCCGGACCUUAGAAAACAGCCUGAGCUGCUUCUUGUGACAGUCGCAAAGACAACAUGGACGUCCACAGAGUAUCUAACCACAAUCAAAUGGAUUAUAACUUGGACAACAUGGAGCCCAAACACGGGAAAAUGUUGCCCUGCCAAGAGGACCGUUUUGACAGCGGCCUGGAUUCCCUGAAGGAGGACGAGCUGGUGAACGACUUUGAGGACAUGACUGUGAACAUAAGCGAGGAUGUCCCACCGGAAUACGAGCCUUGGAGAAGUGCAGUGACUGAAGAUGGUGACACGCUUCUCCACUUGGCCAUCAUUCAUGAAGCCACAGAACAUGCCCUCCAGAUGAUCAAACUGUCUCACAAUCACCCCUUCCUCAACGAACAGAACCACCAGAGACAGACUGCCCUCCACCUGGCAGUGAUCACAGAACAGCCCCAGUUGGUUGAGAGGCUCCUGAAGGCUGGCUGUGACCCGCUGCUGUCCGACGACAGCGGGAACACGGCUCUCCACAUCGCCUGCAAGAGGGGCUCCCUCGCCUGCUUCAGCGUCAUUACCCAGAACUGCCACCGCCACUUCACCUCCAUCGUGUCCUUCCCCAACUACAGUGGACAAAACUGUCUCCACUUGGCGUCCAUAAACGGCUACAUUUCAUUGGUUGAAAACCUCGUCCAGCUGGGUGCAGACAUCAACGCACAGGAACAGUGCAGUGGACGGACGUCACUCCAUCUAGCCGUGGAUCUCCAGAACCCCACAUUGGUCCGUUGCCUCCUCAACCUCGGCGCCGACGUUAACUGCUUUAACUAUGGCGGCUUCACGGCGUACCACCUCACCUACGGACGCCAGAACGAAGAGAUCCGCCGCCAGCUGUACGAGAAGACGGCGCAGGAGCUGAGGGAGCUGCCUGACAGCGAAUCAGAUGAGAGCGAUAUGGAGGAUGGGGACCUAUCGGAAGAUGAGCUGUACGAUGACAUAAAGUUCGGAAAGUAAACAGAACCAUCCCUCUGCUGGUGGUGAGAACGACAGUGAAGCUGCUACUGGGUUGCCCAGCCACGGCCCCACAACGUGGGACACAUCAGUCCACGUCCCCCGUCCAGGUCCAAGUCCACAGGCGGUGGUCCUGCGACCACAAACAUGAAUGAAGACGGUGUCCAGUCUGGUCAUGUCCGGUCCAGAUCACAGAAUGAUCUGCACCAAAAAACCAUAAUAAAGCAAGACCACGACCUCCAUAUAGUCCUUCUACAUACUGUAUAAAUAUAUAUUGAUGUGUAUAUACCAGACAAGACAUGUAAUAUAUUGUAAAUACAGAGAUAUUAUUUUUUUACCUCUACAUAAUUUGUGUGAAACGAAAAAUUGUUCAGAAUAAACGUUUAAAAGUUUAUGAAUAUGAA